UAAUUAUUUCCUAAAACGUUUGAGCCAUAAAUUUAGAAUUAUUUUACAAUGACUAUAAUAUAUUGCAGUCAGUGGAUACGAAUGAAUGAAAUCGCUGACGUGAUUCGAAAAUAGUUUGUUUCAUUUCAAUUCAAAUGUAAAACGUCAUUGCGUCGCAAGGUUUCGCCUUUCACUUUGCUACUCUUGUCGCCGCUACGCAGUCUGUAGUCAGGAUCUCACGCAGGGAAUGUCAAGUGUAUCUCUGAUUUUAUUUUUAUCUUGGCAUGCGAUAUUUAUAAAGGAAAUCGGUUUGGCUGUGGCCGAAGAGGAAUGUAGCUCGAACGCAGACUGCCAUGCGAACUGUCACUGUGCUUCGCAUGAAUAUUGCUGUAAGCGAGGAAAUUACCCUAAUGUAUGUCGGAGAAGUUGUGUCGGUGAGGAGUGCGCCGAAAAUACGGACUGUGGAGGUCCUCAUGAGCAUUGUGACUCCAAUAAAAAAUGUAAAAAUCGUGAGAGAUCAUCUUCCUUGUCUGGCGGGAAAAUCACAAGGAUCGUUAUAAGCGUAUUAUCAUCAUUAAUUGCUGUAUCUUUAUGUAUUUUGUUGUGGCGCUGUUAUAAAAAGCGAAGGCACCGAGAUCGCACAAACAGGUAUCAUGCAACAAUGGUAACGACGAUCGCUCCCGGACAACAACGCACGUGUUGCCCUUACGAUCCAACACGACAACCGCCGCAAUCACCAGUAAACCGACAUUCACAACAAGGAGGAUUAAUGCCGCUACCAUAUCACCAACGUCCAGCAUCGAUCUCACAAACCCCGUCAAGGAAGGUACGGAAGGGCGCUUUUUAUAUUCCGCCAGAGAAUGUGAAUAACCCCGAGAGAGAAUGGUCGACAGCAAGAAAUCCAGUUUUACAAGGAAAUAACACAAGACAAACUCACACAUACCCCUCGUCCCUUCAAGCACAUCGUCUCGUACAAAUAUCAUCGCCAUCUAUCCAAAGCUACACAUCGGCAUCUCCUCCGUCAGAGGCGGACUCAGAUUUUGCGGCAGAUGUUACGGAAAGCUACAUUAAUCACCUAAACAUUAUUCCAGAGGCUUAUCCCACUGGACCCCUAUCAUCCCCUUAACAAGUACUACCAACGCCACCACAAAACCACGAACACCCGGCUCUUCUCGAAGACAUUAACUCUGACGGAUAUAAUUAAUAUUCCUGAACUUAACCGCGACAUGUUCCGUGUUAUCUACAUAAAAAUAAGUUGUAUGUAGGCAGGUUAAUGUUGUAGGAAGAGUUUUAUAUGGCAAUUCACAUGGUCAUCAACUUUACACUGUGAAUUUCAACGAGUUGAAUCAACUCAAAAGUAUUAUUAUUAUAUUAUACAAAUAAUGAAUGUUUAUGAGUGCAAUGGUAAGAAUAUUUUCAUGAGGUGAAAGAUGGAAUGUUCCAUUCAACGAG
This is a messenger RNA of Paramuricea clavata, 1431 nucleotides long. The record is from the annotation of a GenBank genome assembly. NCBI's taxonomy places the organism in Eukaryota, Metazoa, Cnidaria, Anthozoa, Malacalcyonacea, Plexauridae.